AUGCCACCCUUCGUCCCCCGCAAGCGCCAUCUCUCGGCGGACCCGCCCCCAGCCAAGCGCCAGGUCCAAGCGAAACCAGCCACGCCAGCUGCCGUCGUGGAUGUCUCCGACUCCGAUUCCGAUUCCGACUUGUCUUCGUUGAGUGAUGUGCCUGAGAGUGGUCUCGACACGCCACAGGGUCUUCAAGGACCCAAGUCCGGCAACAGCAACAGCCAUGCGAAGCUCAAGGAUGACGGCGACGACGAUGACGAUGACGAUGACGAAGAAAAGGAGGAGGAGGAGGAGGAGGAUGAAGAUGAAGAUAUCGACUGGGAAGAUGCCAUCGAUCCCAACUCCACCAGUACAACCACGCCUAACGUGACAGGGCCUCAGCCGGAAUUACAGGAUCUGGAAUUGACCUUGGACCAGAAUGAGCAACGAGAGGCGCCCGAGCUUGCGAAUGAGAAAAAGGGCCCUAGCAAGAUUGAACGCCAGAUUCGUGUCCAGUCGCAUUGCAUGCAUGUUCAGUGUUUACUGUUCCACAACGCCAUUCGAAAUGCCUGGAUCAACGAUGAAAAGGUCCAUGAGAUUCUACGCAAGAAAUUGCCCGAGGGUAUUAAUAAGGAGAUCAAAAGAUUCAGGGUCGCGUCCGGACUAGAGCUUCCAGAGCCAAAGCCUCAGCCGCCCAAAGGAAGCAAGAAGAAGAAAAUUGGGAAACAGGCGCGCAAGAACAAGGACUGGAGCGAGGAUUCUCAGCGUUUGGAACCGGGCCAGCCAGACAUGAGCCGCGGAGACCCCAUCAUCGGCCUGCUGAAGGUUCUGGUCGCGUACUGGAGGAAACAGUACCGCAUCACCGCACCCGGUCUACGGAAACAUGGGUAUCGUCCGAUCGCAGCGGUGGAAGCCACAGUCAAGGACUUUCGCAAUGAAGAGCAUGACCCCGAAAAGCAUGGCGAGCGCAUCGCAAAUAAGGAGGAGUUUCGGACUGCAGCAGAGCGAAUGCAGGGAUCUCGCGACUUGGGAGCCCAACUCUUCACCGCGCUCAUUCGAGCGCUGAAAAUUGAAGCAAGAUUGGUGGGCAGUCUACAGCCGCUAGGCUUUGGCUGGACCAAAGCCGAAACAUACACGGGGCCUUCGAAAACCAGCGCCAAGUCAGUAGUCAUGCCCGCGGAGAAGGACUCUGAAGAUUCACCAGGAGACUCGGCGGAUGAUGAAGUAGAUCGCCCAACAACGAGGAAUCGUCAACCGCAGUACGACAGAGAUAUGCCAUUUCCCAUCUACUGGACAGAAGUCGCCUCUCCAGUCACCCACGAAGUUAUUCCCGUCGAUCCGCUGAUUCUCUCCAAUGCAGUAGCGACGACACCCGAAUUACAGGCUGCAUUUGAGCCGCGCGGGGUCAAAGCGGAUCGGUCCAAGCAAGUCAUUUGCUACGUGGUUGCGCACUCGGCCGACGGCUCGGCCAAGGACGUAACAACGCGAUAUCUCAAAAGGCACACCUGGCCGGGUAAGACAAAGGGAUUCCGAAUGCCUGUCGAAAAGAUUCCUCUACCCGGUCGUCGUCGAGGUCAGUAUCAUGAAUUCGACUGGUUUCGAGUGGUCAUGCGUCCCUAUGCAAGACCGGCGAAUAAGAGAACCGAAGUCGAUGAAAUUGAGGAUAAGAAAGAUCUACUGCGCAAGCAGCCAGAGAAGAAAAAGGCCGACCAGACAACAGACACUUUGCAGAGUCUUCGCCAGUCCCCCGAAUUUACACUCGAACGGUUUCUCCGCCGCGAGGAAGCUCUUGUCCCUGGAGCAGAACCCGUGAGAAUGUUCACGUCUGGCAAGGGAGCCAAAGCUAAACAGGAGCCCGUGUAUCGCAGAGCAGACGUGGUCAAAUGCAUGUCCGCCGAAAGCUGGCACAAGGAAGGUCGACAAAUUCUUCCUGGAGCCGUGCCGCUAAAAAGAGUACCGAUUCGAUCCGUCACCCUUCGUCGCAAACGUGAGGUGGAUGAAUUACAACGCGAGACAGGCGAAAAGCCGACGCAGGGUCUAUACUCUCGCAACCAGACAGAAUUUAUCGUUCCACCUCCCAUUGUGGACGGUCGUAUCCCAAAGAACGACUACGGCAAUAUCGAUUGUUUCGUGCCGACUAUGGUCCCCAGAGGCGCAUCUCAUGUGCCCCUGCCAGGUACAGUGCGCAUAUGCAAAAAGCUAGGCAUCGACUACGCCGAAGCCGUCACGGGCUUCGAAUUUGGUUCGAAAAUGGCAGUUCCCGUCAUCCAGGGCGUCGUGAUCGCCGCCGAGAAUGAAGAUCUUCUCCGUGAUGCAUGGCGAAUUGACGCCGAGGAAAAACGUAAGCGAGAAGAACUAAAAGCCGAGAAGCGCAUUCUUCAAACGUGGCGGAAAUUCCUCUUUGGUCUACGUAUCAAAGAGCGUGUCCAGGAAGAGUACGGUGCUUUUGACGCAACCCACGACCGUGAGCGUGAUUCAUAUAACCCCUUCGCGGCAAGAAAAAGGGGUCACGACACACCUGAGUUCGAUCCGGAUGUUGAUUUCCCGGAUCACGAUGAGGAGUUUGAACAUGAAGAUACCCAUGACCCGCUCGAUCAUGGCGGUGGGUUCUUGUUACCUGGCGAAGAAGCCGAUGCGGGUGCAGAUGAUGAUUUGAUUGUUGAGCAUCAUCAAGAGAAUCGGAAACGCGCGACCCCUGUUGUAAUCGACAGCGAGGAUGAUGACCUAUCGAUAUUGAGUAGUGAAAAGGAGGAGGAUGAGGGAGAGGAUGAAGACGGCGCCAAUGCUGAGGAGGAGGGGGAGGAGGAGGAGGAGGACGAGGACGAGGACAUCGCCGAGGAAGAUUCAGGCUCAGACUAUGUCCCUGGAAAAAGAAAAUAA
Molecule: messenger RNA, 2850 nt
Organism: Penicillium diatomitis
Lineage: Eukaryota; Fungi; Ascomycota; Eurotiomycetes; Eurotiales; Aspergillaceae
Product: Rad4 family protein
Exons: 1
Coding region: 1-2850 (949 amino acids)
Biological process (GO): nucleotide-excision repair; mismatch repair
Cellular component (GO): nucleotide-excision repair factor 2 complex; XPC complex; cytoplasm
Molecular function (GO): damaged DNA binding; single-stranded DNA binding
Source: RefSeq, a predicted model, not a curated record